UUGGAGAUGGGUUGGUCGAUCAUAACAAUUUCCAAGGCUUCCGAGCCAAGAAAAAGAAGGAAAUCAGAGGGGAAGGAGAUGCCGGACGUUGUCGCCGCAGUACGGGAAGGAAACUGACUGCAAAUGGAUUCAAAAUCGGAUGUUCGACAGCAACCAACUAAUCCUAAUUCUGCACUACCACCGCCAACACUACAAGCUGCAACAUCGGCUGUAGCUGGACCGGCUGCUAGUACAAGUUCAUCAGUAAGCAAAGAUCCGCAGCCAAACAUCGCCCUAACCAAUUUCAAUUUCGGCGCCUUUCAGUUAUCAGCAGCCAAUGCAAACGUUAACAGUACAGCAAAUAUGGUUCCCAUUCCUCAGCGGAACAUUUUUUACGAUACAAGUAAUAAUUCAAUACAAAUGCAAAAACAACAAAUCGUUCAUCAAACCGGGAUGAAUUUGAAUGCUAAUGUAUUUCAUGCUACAACACCGGGUCACUCAACAACAACGGCAACAACUAUCAAGGAAGAAGUAAAGUCGACGACGUUAAACUCAUCCUGCUUCAGUUGUUCAUCACUGCGAUUACCAGCAUGUCAUACGACGGCAUUCGGACAACCUGGUUUGUGUAUCUUAUGUUUGAAUGGAAUUUCAUCUCACUGAAUUUUUAUAACGAGAUUAUAAUCCAUUAACUUAAAACUAUUUUCUGCCAGUCAUUCUAUGCCGGCCAUUCUAC
Messenger RNA from Loa loa (African eye worm), 712 nucleotides. RefSeq lists its product as hypothetical. NCBI's taxonomy places the organism in Eukaryota, Metazoa, Nematoda, Chromadorea, Rhabditida, Onchocercidae. Bases 124 to 639 code for a protein of 171 amino acids. The record is from RefSeq and is a predicted model, not a curated record. The transcript is spliced from 4 exons.